Molecule: messenger RNA, 468 nt
Organism: Guillardia theta CCMP2712
Lineage: Eukaryota; Cryptophyceae; Pyrenomonadales; Geminigeraceae
Exons: 6
Coding region: 1-468 (155 amino acids)
Source: RefSeq, a predicted model, not a curated record
AUGCAGAUCGCCGGGCUGGAAGGUCGGCUUGAACGUUUGGAGGGUCUAGUGGAGAGCUCGCUGAAGACAAGGGGAGAUCAGACAGUGACAGAGAAAGUGAACUCAGUCUGUUUGCGCCUGAAGCAUCUGGAUGCGUCCAGGGAGCUGCUUGAUGCCGCGAACCGAGGGGACGCAUGGCCCCAAGAUGCUGGGGCCCUGCAGGAGGUUCUCCUCGCUAGGCGUGAGAGCAUGAUGCAGAUGGCUCGACAGCUGGAGCUGAUCGAGAGACUACAGCGGCACCUUGACUCGGACAAGAUACGAGGUUCCCGAAUCCUUGUGGACAGGCUGCUAUACGAGGCAGCGCGAAGGAACGAAGAAGCUUUGUCGCGCUUCCUGGAGGUCUACAACGAUGCUUCUGCCGUCCUCUCUCGCACAUUCCUCGAUCUGGACGGCAGAAUACGAAGGCUAGAGAGCAUGUCGAAUACUUAG